Rotaria sp. Silwood2 is the source of this 462-nucleotide messenger RNA. The record is from the annotation of a GenBank genome assembly. Lineage: Eukaryota; Metazoa; Rotifera; Eurotatoria; Philodinida; Philodinidae.
AUGAAUGGUUUUCGUUAUCAAAAGUGGGAUCCAUUGUUGAUCAUUAGUCAGAUUAUUGCUGUACAAACAUUAUAUUAUUUGGGACUUGGAUUUUGGGUACUACUGAUAACAUUCGCUGUUGAUCGAGCACCUUCACUUGAUUAUCUAUUCUCUUAUGAAAUUUUUAACAUAUCUAAUUGGAGUAGUCGAUUAUUUACUGGUGUGUUUCUUCUAAAUGCUUUAACAAGUGCCUUAGCAAUUCUUUAUAUCGUUGGUCGAUAUAAACAAUGUUUAGAUUUUUCGGUAACGAUUCAUAUAUAUCAUUUAAUAGCUUGUUGGAUUUAUAAUUCUCAAUGUCCACGUAUAUUUUCUUGGUAUGUUACACAAUUUUUCUCCAUUAUUAUUAUGACAAUACUUUCUGAACAUCUAUCAAAAAAAUACGAACUUCGAACUAUACCUCUUGCAUCACGUGUUGAUCUUUAA